This is a messenger RNA of Aspergillus mulundensis, 1377 nucleotides long. RefSeq lists its product as uncharacterized. Bases 1 to 1377 code for a protein of 458 amino acids. The record is from RefSeq and is a predicted model, not a curated record. The transcript has 3 exons. NCBI's taxonomy places the organism in Eukaryota, Fungi, Ascomycota, Eurotiomycetes, Eurotiales, Aspergillaceae.
AUGGCUGAAUCAAGGCAGUAUCGGCGCUCCUUCCUUCGCCAUCUGCAUUACACAAUCGUUGUUCCCCAUAAGCUGGAACCCUACAACGCCAUGAAGCUCGAAAACCAGGAAUACCGUGAACAGAACCCGGUCAGAGAGGCGAACAACCGGGCAUUCAGUACAGCGGUUAUCUCACUACUCAACACUUUGAGCUGCUGGGAAGCAAGCGCCAAGAUCGCUUUGGUUAUCGAGGUGCGCGGACGGCAAAAAACGCUGGAGCCGGGAACAAAAGAACAUGCUGGCCUUGAAAAGUGGCAAACUGUCUUUGAUGGAGAACAGUGGGUUGUCCACCCAUACACCGCGCGUUUCCCGGAUGAUGAACCUUCUCUUCCCAAAGUUGUCUGUAUUGACCAGCUACUGUUCGAUCACAUGGGUACCUAUCAGGGGGUAUGGAAUGCCUCUAGGGCUGCAUUGCAAAUCGCGGAACAUCACACGGAUACCUCUCAGGGGAUAUGGGCUGCCUCUGCUUUACAAAUCGCGGAACGUUGUGUUGCUUUGGAGCGGCUGCAAUUAUACGAUCAGGAGUGGGUGCGACCAGAUCACCUUAGCUAUAUGCGGGAACGUCGACAAGCGAUGGCAUCCGCCCUCACAAAGAUGCCACCAACUUUAAGAGUAUUCCAGUGCAUAGGAAACACCGAAGAGCAUUGGGCAGAUGUUCUGCCAGCUCUGAAUCUGCUCCCUGACAACAAGAUCGAUGCGCUUUCAUCAAGUUUACGCAAUAUGUCCUUGAAUCUGAAAGAGCUCGAUUUAUCAGAAGUUACUGUGGAGUUGGAUUUUCUUUUUCCAUUAGACGACGCUGGCGCCCCGACCACCGACGCAUUGUCUCUCCACUGGCCUUACCUAGAGACCGUCACAUUAGGCUCAGUCCCUCUCUAUCUUCCCUCUGGUAAAUGGCUGCUCGAUUAUGAUCGUUCAGACUGGCUCUCGGACGACGAAGAGAAUCCCGAUCCGAAUAGCUCCGGCAUUGAAAACUUCGACACGCCGUGGCUGCGCUAUGGAUGGAGUGUCCACAGGAAUAUCAUGGACGUUGAGCAAUUCCAUCGACUUUUCAUCUCGCUCGGCUUCGCGGCGCAGCGCAUGCCGUCGUUGAAAACAAUGACAUUCGCCCUUGAGUGCGGACGGCCGGCCCAGUUCCGGUUUACCACCGGCAGGGGAUCUAGUGAGAAACCCACCUUAACAUUUGAGUCGACUGUAGGGUAUAAGCCUGAUGAGCGCGUCGCGGAUGCGUGGGGGUUUUGCUUGGAUGACAUGGAAGUUGAGGACGAUGGGCCCGAGGAGCUUGACCAUUAUAUCUUAGCCACAGUGACUUUACCUCGGUUUCCUUUGCAAAUGGAAUAG